AUCUUGACGUAGGUUUCAAAAUAAUAGUGAAGUUAUUCUGUUUUGCUUUUGCGUAAACGCAGGAGAGGUUACACAUUUUAAGAGCUCGUUUUCCAACGUCUCGACACCGUUAGCUGAUGUUCAUAAACAUUUUUGUUUAACUAAGAACAUUUAAGAACUAAACACUUCUUUUUUUCAAAGUUUUCAUUUCAAUUUUGUAUGAGACAAGUCACCUUACAAGAUGAAUCAUCCACCCAGUGCAACAGUACGAAAAUCGAGAGGAGCAAGACAAAAGGCGGUCGAUCAAGUUACCAGGAAAUUCCUGCACAAUUUUGAUCCUGAGCAGAGCGAGCGAGAGAAGCGAAAAUUAAAUCGUCGCCUAAACCACGGGAACAAAAAGUCAGCUCUGUAUGACGAGAAAGGCCUUUACAUUCCCACCAGAGACGAUUUGUGCGAUUGCUUGCAAAAAUCUUGCUUCGGCUGUCAUUUUCCAUGUCCAAAAUGUUAUUCUACAAAAUGUGGCCAUGAAUGCAGGAACAAUCGCAAGUGGAUGUACGACACCAUCGAGAACGAAGGUAGUGACAAUGGUGUAAAGAAUCCUUACACCACCUCCAACUGAUGUUAUCUUUUGUAAUAUUUAGAUUUAUUAUUUUCAUACUCUCACUGGGCAUGUAAUGUACAUUU
This is a messenger RNA of Copidosoma floridanum, 663 nucleotides long. Its product is annotated as ARL14 effector protein. NCBI's taxonomy places the organism in Eukaryota, Metazoa, Arthropoda, Insecta, Hymenoptera, Encyrtidae. Gene Ontology annotation, cellular component: intracellular membrane-bounded organelle. The record is from RefSeq and is a predicted model, not a curated record.